Molecule: messenger RNA, 1752 nt
Organism: Geodia barretti
Lineage: Eukaryota; Metazoa; Porifera; Demospongiae; Tetractinellida; Geodiidae
Source: the annotation of a GenBank genome assembly
AUGAGAGCUUCUAUAGCUGCCGUUUUUGUCACUGCAAUACUUCAAUCUGUACCUGCGUCUGGAAACUUCCAACUGGAGGUGCAGGUUGUACGUGUCCGUGACUCUGUUGAUGACUGUGGAGGGGGGAUUGAUGUGUGUCGCCUGUACAUCGAUGAGAUGUGUCUGGACCCCCAGUUUGAGGAGCCAGGCUCCGAGGAGGAGGAUCAAGAUUGCUCUUUGAUAGAGAAUGGAAAUGAUCUGGAUCUAGAAAGUGGGCUUCCUAAGACUAGAACACUAUCUGUGACAAACCAGCCUUGGCCUGUCGAUUUUCGCCUGCGUAUUGAAGUCAUGGACAUUGAUACUUUCAACAAUGACGAGCACAUUGAGGAUGUAGUGGUUCUGGAGUCCCUCAACACCAGUUCAGAGUUCAGUGAAGAAAUGGACUACAGAAACACUCCUGAUGGGAGGAUCACUCUGAGCAUGAGGUUCAGAGUCCGGUGUAGUGGAGGGUACGAGGGUCCCCACUGUGACUGCCUCCCUCACAAUGAUGACGUCAGUGGUCACUACAGCUGUCGGGAAGACGGAGGGAUCUCUUGUCUCCCUGGAUACACCAACACCUCCAACCUCUGCAGACAACAAGGCAAGUGGGAAAAAAUCAACCCCACCUCUUACACCUGUGAGCCACCACCAACUUCCCCCACCACUGCCACCACUUUCUCCCCUACCACUUCCCCCACCACCACCAGAGAUAACUGCAACUGUGCAACUGGCAUGAAAUGCAUUGUACCUGCGUCUGGAAACUUUCAACUGGAGGUGCAGGUUGUACGUGUCCGUGACUCUGUUAAUAACUGUGUAUGGGGGUUUGAUAAGUGUCGCCUGUACAUCGAUGAGAUGUGUCUGGACCCCCAGAUCGAGGAGCCAGGCUCCGAGGAGGAUCAAGAUUGCUCUUUGAUAGAGUAUGGAAAUAAUCUGGAUCUAGAAAGUGGGCUUCCUAAGACUAGAACACUAUCUGUGACAAACCAGCCUUGGCCUGUUGACUUUCGGCUGCAUGUAGAAGUUGUAGACUAUGAUUCUCUUAGCAGUGAUGAUCACAUUGAGGACGUGGUGGUUCUGGAGUCCCUUGACACCAGUUCAGAGUUCAGUGAACAGAUGGACUACAGAAACACUCCUGGUGGGAGGAUCACUCUGAGCAUGAGGUUCAGAGUCCAGUGCAAUGAAGGGUACGAGGGUCCCCACUGUGACUGUGUCCCUCACAACGAUGACGUCAGUGGUCACUACAGCUGUCGGGAAGACAGAGGGAUCUCCUGUCUCCCUGGAUACACCAACACCUCCAACCUCUGCCGACAACAAGGCAAGUGUGAAAAAAUCAACCCCACCUCUUACACCUGUGAGCCACCACCAACUUCCCCUGCUACUCGCACCUUUUUCUCCCCUACCACUUCCCCCACCGCCAGAGAUAACUGCAACUGUGCAACUGGCAUGAAAUGCAUUGAGGAAGAUGGUGGCUACAGGUGUGUGUGUCCGGAAGGAGAGAACUGCUCAACUCCGGGACCCUCUACAGCUGCUCCUCAUCAACAGAGUGGAGAGACUUCGUCCAGCAUGCCUCCUGCUGUCAUUGGUGCAAUAGUAGCCAGUCUCCUGGUGGCACUACUGCUCUGUGCAGUGGUGGUAAUAGUCGUCAUUGUGUGUAUCAUACUGAGGAAAAAGAGACAGCAACAAGGCCCCCAAAAGAGGAGGAACUUCCAUAAGACAUCUUAUGUCUACCAGCAGUAG